UUUUAUGAGUAUCUCAGUCGAAAAACUAAAAAAUGAGCUUGGCUCGCUAGAAGAAGUUCAAGAUGAAACUAUUCUUGAGCCUGUGAACUGCUUAAACAAUCUUUUGAAUCAACAAGAAAAGACUUGGGAAUCGGGAACAACAGCCUGUAAAGCUUUAGCUGAUGCUUUAAGAACAGCCUCUCUCCGUACACCCUUAGGAGAAGCUGGUAUCAUUGAAAGCCUAUCAAAUCUUUUGAAAAGUGCUUCUGGAAACCAGCCAGAAUUUCAGAUUCAGGCACUUCGAGUGCUGGGAAACCUUUGCUUUGAUCAUGAGGCAAAUAGAAAGCAUGUCAAGGCUGCUGGUAUUGUUUCUCUUGUUGCUUCUUAUUUGAACAGUCAACGACCUGACUUGAUCCGUACGAUUUGUGGAUUUUACUUGAACAGUAGCAUGGACUAUGCUUCUAUUCAAAAUGAGAUUGCUGAAUGUGGUGCAGCAAAAAGUCUUGUUGAUCUCAUUCAACCUGAUAAAGAAGACGAUGGAUCUAUCACAAUGGCACUCAAGAUUAUAGACAAUUUGGUAGCAGAAGAAAAUGCACGUAAAAUCAUUGCCACUCCUUUAACUGUCAAGACGUACAUCAUUAUGAUUGAGCACUUAUAUAAAUCAGAGGACUAUAUCGACGAUUUAGACAAUUUGGAAAACCUUACAGAUACUCUGUUACAAUUGAUUAUGGACGAUGACAAUCUUCAGAAUGAAAUUAUAAACUUGAACUCUUUGGACAUGCUGCUGGAUCUGCUUGAGAAUUCAGAAAUUGAGCUAGAGGAUAAACAAGACAAGGAAAAGCUUGAGGAGAUUCGCAAGACAAUCAAUAAAAUAGUUGUUUAUGCAACUUCAACAGAUUCCAAAAUGCAAGAAUUAUACAAUAAUCAGCAUGUUUUAUCCAGAUUCUUAUCUAUGGCAACAAGUAAAUCUGAAGUCGCACAUCAAUGUGCUGUCUAUGCAUUAGGAAAUCUUGCUAGAUCAGAUCAGAAUUGUACCGAAUUAGUUGAAAAAUACAAUCUGUCGAAAACCUUACUUGAUUUGUAUCAAAACACAGAAAACGCUACAUUCCAAUAUGCUAUCUCGGGUUGUUUAAAGCAUCUAUGUCUUCCUAUGCAUAACAAAUCUAUCAUCGGAACUGAAGGUUGCAUUCGUAUCUUGUCUCCUACACUCGAAGAGUCCAAAGAUAUGCUCAAGAGAAACCAAUUCUUGACUAUCGGCAUUAUCAAGUUAUUGUGUACCGGAAAUUACGAGAAUUGUAAAAGAGUAAUUCAAGAAAACAACACACUCUCACUUGUGACCUCGUUUAUCAGACGUGUAGAUGAUGUUGCAGCCAAGAGUGAAGCAACACGUAUCUUAACCAAUUUGAUCAAGAUUGUUUGGGUUCAAGCAGACAACACAGAACUGAAAUCUAAGGUGAUUGAAGCACAUAUUAUUGAGCCUAUUAUUGAGCUUAUUCAAACAUCCACUUUUCCUAUUUUGAAAAAUGAUGGUAUUAUGGCACUCACAUUGAUUUUCUCUGAUGUUGAUUCCAAAUUUGGGUGGGACAAAGCUUUGCCAUUGGUGAUUGCAGAACCUCUUACAGAUGCAAUUGUUGAAUCUGAUGAAAACCCUUCUCAAGAAGUGCCUGAAAAGAGAUCAUUCUUACAAGUAUUAAUUGAUGAUAUUUGCCUACAGCGUAAUGAAUUACCAGUCCAGAUUAAAUGUAAUGCAUGUGUAUUGCUUGUGAAAAUAGUUGAAGCAGCUAAAUCAGGUAAGCCACAUAAAGCAAUGGCGAAUGUGUUUAUUUAUCUUGGUUUUAUAGUUCAAAGCCAAGAAGACAUUGUCACAACUAUCAAAUCCUCUUCGUUGAAUCAACUUAAACAAAUUCAAAGUGGAACUGAAUUGGACAGAUACGUACAUGCAUUAACAAAAGCAUUAGAGAAAUGAAUAAAAAC
Messenger RNA from Gilbertella persicaria, 1953 nucleotides. RefSeq names its product armadillo-type protein. Gene Ontology annotation, molecular function: protein binding; guanyl-nucleotide exchange factor activity. The coding region runs from base 5 to 1945 and encodes 646 amino acids. The record is from RefSeq and is a predicted model, not a curated record. Gene Ontology annotation, cellular component: cytosol. Gene Ontology annotation, biological process: positive regulation of GTPase activity. Lineage: Eukaryota; Fungi; Mucoromycota; Mucoromycetes; Mucorales; Choanephoraceae. The transcript is spliced from 10 exons.